CGCCGCGCUCCGCCCCGGGUGGCGGCCGGAGUCUGGCGGAGCCGCGGCGGCCGGAGGAUAACCCUUUAUUCUGACCUGGUUGAUGGUAUGGUCUCUGAAACUGUUGUGAUGGCCCAAGGCCUGGCAUGAGUGACCAGCUGGGAAACUGGGGAUGAGAUAGACUUUGAUGCAACUUACUUGAGUGUUUUCUUUUAAUGUGCUCACAUCUGGGCAUUUGAAGCUGAUGAAAUGCAGCACACAUCAACAGAAUCCAUCAAUUUUUAAACAAGCAAACAAGUAUUUGAUCCAAAAUAUGUUGCUCUAAGAGUCAGUGAACUCUAGUUUUGGCAGAGCUGCAUGACUCCUGCAGCUAGGAAUGCUGUGCUGAACAUGCAGAACUUUGAGUCCCCAGAAGAGCCUACCAGGAACGAGUUUGCUCAAAGGUGGCUUUUAAAACAAACCAGAUAUUUUUAGUGAAGGAGCCAUAAGACAGAGAAGCCUGGAAAGACUAAAGCUGCAAGAACAGGAGCACGUUCGAAAAAGGGGGGAAAAAAAGAGAGGGGGUUGAAAGAAAAAGACGUGGUGAUGAAAAGAAGUUCAAGAGAGAAAAAGGAAAGCUAAGCGCGAGAGGAGAGAAGAGAGGCAGAUAGAUGGAGAUGAGGAACAUCCCCCAAAGCAGCAGAAGGUACCGGCUGAAGAGCAGCACUGGCCAGAGAAUAUGCCUGAAUGGGAAGAAAGGAAAUCCCUGCUAGCUCAGAGAAGAGUGGAGUCUGUCAGACUGCUUACAGUGCUGUUAAAUCGUGUGAAAUUGGCAAGUCAAAAAGUGGAUCCUUCACUGGGUGUAAAGAAGGACAGUUCAUUUUCUGAAACAGCAUUUAAAGACAUACAGCAGGAGCUGAUUAACUCCCUUUAUCGUACGCACAAAGAGCUGAAACGUAAGGAGUUUAAGUGCCCGCUCACCCAAAAAGGUAGUGCUUUAUGCUGUGAGGAGGGAGAUGUGAGUAACUUCCAUGCACCUGCUUGUCACAUAGUCAGGACAGUUUUAAAUGAUCCCUCUGCAGCCCCGAGCUGUGCUGGACUGCCUGGCAGAGAUGUGUGCAACUCCUGCCCCAGAGGCUGCGCGCCUUUGCUGAUCACGGUCACCCAGGACGGCAGGGUCAUCGAACCUCUCCGUGGAAGGCACCGCCCAGCCCUGGAUGUAGUUCACACGCAGACAGUGGCUGAGGAAGAUGAUUGCAGAAAACAAAAGGUUUAUGAGACCGAUGAAUUCAUCCAUUAUUUACUAAACUACUAUCAGACACCACACUAUGCACGGGUUUGCUUAGAGCCAAAAACCACUGUGAACAAGUCCCGGUGGAAGCGAGUGGUGUCUGAUGAUGGUAGUGGGUUUGACACCGGCUUGAGUGACAAACACGGUCAGCACUUCAGAGAACUGAGUCCUGUACAAAACCUCCACAAGAGAAAUUGUAGUAGUGAUAGUAAUUAUAGGCUGGUGAUCACUCUUGGGGAACUCGAGUCAACAGACAAAGUGUUAGAAAGCAAGGUCCAUGGGGGCAAGCUUGCAAAAAAGCUGCAGGUGCAGAGGAAUGACUCACUCACUGUUGAUAAUGUACCACAUGCUGGACUGAAUCAUUCUUUGGAGUGCACUACUGUUACUCAUAAUGAGGAAUUCAAACAAGAAGAUGGUAGAGAUGAAGGCACUGUACCAUAUGGAACAUGUAGAUCUGCUUGCAGAUUAAAGGAUUUGUUGGAAGAGAUCAGUGAUUCUGAGUACCUUAGAGAGGCAUGUGGUGGCUCAGUGAAGAGAGCAGAAAGAAGGUAUGAAGAAAUUUACAGCAGUUGUAAAAAAGGGUGCUUGUCUGCAAGAGCCGGGGAAAGAGAAUUACUGGUUUACCAUAAAAAUGUAGCUCUGGAAGGUCAAGAGAAGGAAAUCAGCCAAUGUAACUCCUGUUCUAAUUCUGUCCAUGAGGGCUUGGCAAGGCAGUGUGAACAUAAACUUAAAAAGUCAUGCAAGAGGUCUAGUAGUAAAUUAAGAUAUGAAGGAAAGAAAAGUGAGAGACAAUCCAGGGAAAAGGAGAAAAAUGCUCAUAAAAUGAAGAAAAAGCGAAAAAAGCUUUCCUCUAAUCUUUUAUCUGAUGAAUGUGGCUUUUCAGAGACGGACAGUUGCACGCAGCUGGAGUCGCUCAGAAAGAUACAGAGAAAAUGUAAGAAAAUGUUGCACAAAAAAGUGAAAUUCAAGACACAUCACACCUCUGUGGCUGCACCAGAUGUUACCUCUCACGAUGGCUCACCCCUUCAGGAGACCCUCCAGAGGAGAGGAGAUGAGAGGAAAUUAAUGUUGAGACGAGAGACGGAUGCAGAUGUCAGAGGAUGCCCUCUAUUUCCUCUUGAGAUAAUUCAGACAAACCCCUUCUCAGAUACUUUCUGUGGAGGAGAGCCCAGAAGAGGAUGCUGAACAGCUACUGUAUUAUAGCUCUGAAGUUUUUAUAAACAAGUGGGAGAAGAAAGCCCUUUGAUCAUUAAAAGGUAUAUGAGCUAUUGGGUUGGUUUUUGAUUUUUUUUUUCUCACAUAAUUCCUUUGGUUAGAAUAUCUAACUGGUGAAGUGAGCCACAGAAGCAGAACUUGUGUUUGCCUUUUGGAUAACUUUUGGACCAAAACUUUCCCCAGAGCCAGAACAAACUUUCAUGGACCAGUGGCUAAAGAACUUGAAAGGACACCGACUGAGAUCUUGGAGCAUUACACUUUGAAUGCAGAGAAUCAUGUAAAAUACAGUAUUUACUAAUAAUGAGUCAUUGGAAAAAAAGCCUAACUGUCAAUCCUAGAGCAAGCAUAUGAAGUGCCUCCUCUAUCAGAUUGUUAUAUUGCUGGAACUGAAAAGUGUGGGGGACAUUUAUACUCAAUUUUGAGACAUAAUAGAUUUCCAAAUGUGGAAAAAAGUCCCAUCUUCUGGAAAAACCACACUGGAAGAAUCCUUAUUUUGUAUUCACAAUACUAGAGGUGUUUCUGAAAACUUGCUGGCUUUUGGGAGGAUUUCACUGAACUUAUGCUCAGUGUAGUGCUUCCAGGAAUUGGAAUGGUUGUCUAAGCAAAGCUCUGGGUGUUGGAUAAUGAAAGGGCAGUGCAUCUCAGCCUGCUGACAGUCCCCAUGUAAAUGCUGGCUGACAGUUCACAAAAUUUUGAAGGCACAUAUAGUGAGGUAGCUGUUUAGUAUGAGUUUGCCUACAAAUGCUUUCCAGAGGAAUUGUGAAAUGUUGUCAGGGUUGUGCUGCAUGUAGAUAAAAAUGGGAAAAUGCAGUCUAGGAGCUUGAAUUAUAUCCAUAUUUAUUCAUCUGGCUAUAUCUAGAUAACAGCCACAAUUGCUUUUGGACAAAGUCCAUUAGCAAGGUACAGAGUUUGAAGUUCAAUACACUGAUCAUUACAGCUUUCAUUUUAUUAUGCUUUAUUUAUUACAUGUCAGUAGACAAAGUUAAUGUGAAAAUGUUGCCUUCAUUACGUAAGGUCUUACCCAUGUUUGUAACUUCUGCUCUAAUAAAUAGUAAUAAAAAAGAAUAAAUGUAAUUGUUCGUGGUAGAUAGGUUUUUCCCCAGUCUUCAAUACUGGUGAUUCCUACAGGCUUCUAAGCCAGGUUUUAUCAGUCUUUCUGUUCAUAUGUUCAGAUGUUGAGUGCCUUUUCAGGGUCAUGAAUGACAAAUGAUUGCUACUCAAAGUACUGUUAAUCUAUUACUUUUAUCUAAAAAAAUGUUAUUUUCUUGACAGAAAUAUUUUCUGACUAUUUUGGAGAGCCUUUAUGCCCCUCUUAAGUCUCCCCUUUAGUAUUUUAUACAGUUAUAAUGAAGAGGGAAUAUUGCAUUUGGUGACAGUGUAAAAUGUUUUCAGGUGCACUGAUGUGACAUACCAAGGGUGUUUUUUCUCUAUGCAAUAUUUGCAGAUUAAAGAUAACAAAACUUCCCCUCUGUCAAUCUAUACACAGUUUUGUGUCCAUGAGAACCCAUUUCCCACGAGACAGGCCUUUUGUUGACAGGUGAGGAAGUAUUUCUUUUUAUUAAUCCGGGGGAGAAGAAACAAAAGAUUUCCUUCAGUGUAAAUCUCCAGUGUUUUAUCAACAUGCUGUCACAAUAACCAAGAACAAAUAAAUACUCCAUUUCUGUAAUUGCUUCAGGCGUUCACCUGUAUUGACUGAAAUUGACAGAGGAUGUGCUUUCUCUCCCAAGUCCUCCUUCCAUGUAAAGCAUUGUUAGUUAAUAAAAUAUGCAUGCACUUCAAAA
This is a messenger RNA of Motacilla alba alba, 4245 nucleotides long. RefSeq names its product A-kinase anchor protein 17B. The coding region runs from base 698 to 2434 and encodes 578 amino acids. The transcript is spliced from 7 exons. The record is from RefSeq and is a predicted model, not a curated record. Lineage: Eukaryota; Metazoa; Chordata; Aves; Passeriformes; Motacillidae.